This is a messenger RNA of Bactrocera latifrons, 847 nucleotides long. RefSeq lists its product as uncharacterized. Bases 6 to 833 code for a protein of 275 amino acids. The transcript is spliced from 2 exons. NCBI's taxonomy places the organism in Eukaryota, Metazoa, Arthropoda, Insecta, Diptera, Tephritidae. The record is from RefSeq and is a predicted model, not a curated record.
UCAAGAUGAUUGCUUGCAAGAAACAAAUGCUUUUUUGCAUUCUACUGCUUUUAGGUACUUUUGCGGCGGAUGGACGAAGACUUGCGCAUCGCCGUUAUCAGCAGCAUCGCAACCGUAGACACCGCACACCUCUAUUGCGGCAAGUGGAUACUGGAACGAUUACUGGUACAGCAGAAGAUGACGAUGGUGGCACUGGUACUGGCACCGCCAUGGAUACGGUCACCGGUACGGCAGCUGAAGCUGAUGAAGAACCAAAUGCCGCGUUGAAGAGAAAAUCAACCGAAACACUGAUUGUUCUUAAGCCAGCACAAACGGGUGAUAGUUCACGCAUGUUUAAAGGAUUCUUUCUGAAAAAACUACUAGGCGGCUCCAGUGAUGGCACUGCAAAUAGUGGUAGUGGUUAUUCUAAUAUGCCCUACAUAAUUGUCAAUGUGCCCACCAACAUAACAAAUGUCAAUCAAAACAGUUUGAAUAACACAGUAGGAGCUACAAACGCAACCACCACAACUACAGCCGCACCAGCUAGUCGUCGUCAGGUCAUCUUUCAACCUAUACCCUUCCCGGAUACCACACAAUAUGAGCAAUACGAGCAACGCCGCAGUAGACCCGAAAAUCAAGCCACUCCACAGAAUUUUAUACUCAGUCCAAGUAAUCGGUUGGUUCCUGUCUAUUUGCCGCCUGAAGUACAAGCCUUAAUGCAAAGUAGUUUCGUCCCCAACAGCGUUAAGCAACCAAAACGUAAACAGUUAAAGAAAAAGGUUAACAAGUAUCAAAACAAUGUAAAUCCAUUUUCCGCUUUCGGCCACAAUUUUAGACGCAUAGAGUUCCUGUAAAUCUUUCGACUUCA